This is a messenger RNA of Procambarus clarkii (red swamp crayfish), 1419 nucleotides long. NCBI's taxonomy places the organism in Eukaryota, Metazoa, Arthropoda, Malacostraca, Decapoda, Cambaridae. The record is from RefSeq and is a predicted model, not a curated record.
AUGAAGUGUAAAUGUGCGUCCACCACGUGCCUGCGUCCACCGCGUGCCUGCGUCCACCACGUGCCUGCAUCCAUCACGUGCCUGCGUCCACCACGUGCCUGCGUCCACCACGUGCCUGCGUCCAUCACGUGCCUGCAUCCAUCACGUGCUUGCGUCCACCACGUGCCUGCGUCCACCACGUGCCUGCAUCCAUCACGUGCCUGCGUCCACCACGUGCCUGCGUCCACCAUGUGCCUGCGUCCACCACGUGCCUGCGUCCAUCACGUGCCUGCGUCCACCACGUGCCUGCGUCCACCACGUGCCUGCGUCCACCACGUGCCUGCAUCCAUCACGUACCUGCGUCCACCACGUGCCUGCGUCCACCAUGUGCCUGCGUCCACCAUGUGCCUGCGUCCACCAUGUGCCGGCGUCCACCAUGUGCCGGCGUCCACUACGUGCCUGCGUCCACCACGUGCCUGCGUCCACCAUGUGCCUGCGUCCACCAUGUGCCUGCGUCCACCAUGUGCCGGCGUCCACUACGUGCCUGCGUCCACCAUGUGCCUGCGUCCACCAUGUGCCUGCGUCCACCAUGUGCCUGCGUCCACCAUGUGCCUGCGUCCACCAUGUGCCUGCGUCCACCAUGUGCCUGCGUCCACCAUGUGCCUGCGUCCACUACGUGCCUGCGUCCACCAUGUGACUGCGUCCACCAUGUGCCUGCGUCCACUACGUGCCUGCGUCCACCAUGUGACUGCGUCCACCAUGUGCCUGCGUCACCCAUGUGCCUGCGUCCACUACGUGCCUGCGUCCACCAUGUGCCUGCGUCCACCAUGUGCCUGCGUCCACUACGUGCCUGCGUCCACUACGUGCCUGCGUCCACCAUGUGCCUGCGUCCACCAUGUGCCUGCGUCCACCACGUGCCUGCGUGUACCACGUGCCUGCGUCCAACACGUGCCUGCGUCCACCACGUGCCUGCGUCCACUACGUGCCUGCGUCCACCACGUGCUUGCGUCCACCACGUGCCUGCGUCCACCAUGUGCCUGCGUCCACCAUGUGCCUGCGUCCACCAUGUGCCUGCGUCCACCACGUGCCUGCGUCCACUACGUGCCUGCGUCCACCACGUGCUUGCGUCCACCACGUGCCUGCGUCCACCACGUGCCUGCGUCCACCACAUGCCUGCGUCCACUACGUGCCUGCGUCCACCACGUGCUUGCGUCCACCACGUGCCUGCGUCCACCAUGUGCCUGCGUCCACCAUGUGCCUGCGUCCACCAUGUGCCUGCGUCCACCACGUGCCUGCGUCCACUACGUGCCUGCGUCCACCACGUGCUUGCGUCCACCACGUGCCUGCGUCCACUACGUGCCUGCGUCCACCACGUGCUUGCGUCCACCACGUGCUUGCGUCCACCACGUGCCUGCGUCCACCACGGUGUAUCAUGGUUGA